Molecule: messenger RNA, 2202 nt
Organism: Medioppia subpectinata
Lineage: Eukaryota; Metazoa; Arthropoda; Arachnida; Sarcoptiformes; Oppiidae
Source: the annotation of a GenBank genome assembly
AUGGAUCUAAACUACCUCCCGGUCCGCAUCCAUUACCGCUUUUGGGCAAUAUAUUGUGUAAUAUUCAAAUGCAAAGAUCAUUGGGAUGUUGUGUUCCGACAAAUGGCUGAAAAGUAUGGCCCGGUAUUCACUAUAUGGUUGGGACCAAAACCACAAGUGAUGAUAACUGACAUCGAUUUGGCCCGAGAGGCGUUCAGGAAGAAUGAUAUGGCCGGUCGUCCCGAGUCUUAUUUUGAUUUUCAUCUUAUCACUAUGCAAAAUGGGUCUCAAUUUUCAAACGAUAAAUUCCAAGACGUGGUGUUUACUGAUUACGGACACACGUGGGAGGCAUUAAGACGUGUGGCUCACUCGGCACUACAAAAAUACUCAGUAAAUGAAAGAUUGGUUUCUGUGGCCACCGAUUGUGUCGACAAAACUGUUAAAACAAUUUUAGAUAAAGAAGGAGUGGACAAACCCUUUUCACCCAUUGAUUACAUUUAUUUAAUGUUUUUGAAUAUCUUAGCCACGAGUACUGUCGGACAUAACUACGAUAUCGAGGAUAAGGAAUUUAAACAUUUUUUAUAUGUUUUACGCGAUUUUAGUCGAGAAGUCGGGAGUCGUGUUAUAUUGUGGGAAUUCUCACCAUUAAUAAGAUUUUUGGACAAAAAAAUGGUUACAAAACAGGAAAAGCUAUUCAUUGAUUCCAUUGAUAUCAUCAAAAAGAAAUAUAUUAAACAUUACGACGACUAUAACGAGUCAAUUGAGAGAGACUUUUGCGAUGCACUCAUCAGUGCUAAGAAUGACGCCCUCAGAGACGGCAAAGAGUCGGCCCCUUAUCUCACGGAUACCAACCUUUCAAUGGCUAUUUUUAACAUGUUCUUCGCCGGAACCGAUACCUCUCAAAUGACAUUUCAAUGGGUUUUACUAUUUGUUUGCUAUUAUCCAGAAAUGCAGCAAAAGUUGAGACAAGAGAUUGAGUUUCAAAUCGGAGACCGAAUGCCAACACAUGAGGACAGGAAUCGAUGCCAUUAUGUCAUGGCUUUCAUCGCAGAAACAAUGAGAUACAGAAAUGUUGUGCCCACCGGUGUUCCCCAUAAAGCUCUUGUUGAUACUAAACUUGAUAAAUAUACUAUACCUAAAAAUAUGUCAGUUAUGGUAUACCAGGGAAUCAUAUGUCGUAAUGACAAGGAUUGGCAAAAUGCCGAUGAAUUCAAACCCGAGAGGUUUAUUGAUAGUGAGGGACAGUUCAUCACAACCCGACCCAAGGCCUACAUACCCUUCGGUGUGGGCCGUCGUGUCUGUCCGGGAGAGAAGUUAGCCAUCGCUGACCUGUUCCUGCAAACAAAAUGUAGAAUACCCUUCGGUGUGGGCCGUCGUGUCUGUCCGGGAGAGAAGUUAGCCAUCGCUGACCUGUUCCUGGUUUUGGUCCGAUUUCUUCAGUCCACACAAGACUAUGAUAUAGUGCUCGACAGUAACGGUGGUUUUGUCGAUUACUCUUUGUAUAAAAUGCAGGCAUUGUUGACCUGUUCUUCAUUUUUAUCCAAUCUCGAGUCCGCACAACACUAUCAUAUAAAUCUAUACAUUGUUACGAUAUUCAAACGGAAAGAUCAUUGGGAUGUAGUGUUCAGAGAACUGACCAAAAAAUACGGCCCGAUAUUCACUGUCUGGUUGGGGAAUACCCCUCAAGUGAUGAUAACUGACAUCGAUUUGGCGAGAGAUGCCUUCAGGAAGAAUGAUAUGGCCGGUCGUCCCUCACCCGCCGAGUCUUAUUUUGGGUCUCAAUUGUCAAAUGAAAAAUAUCAAGAUGUGGUGUUCACUGAUUACGGGCCUCAAUGGGAGGCGUUGAGACGAGUGGCACAUUCAGCCGUACAAAAAUACUCAGUAAACGAAAGAUUGAUUACUGUGGCCACCGAUUCAGUCGAUCCCACGAGCAAUUUCGGAGAAACCUAUGAUAUGGAGAACAAAGAAUUUAAACAAUUUAAAUAUCUUUUACGGGACUUCGCUAAGGAAGUCGGGCCUCGGUUUCUAAUGUGGGAAUUCUCACCGAUUGUCAGAUUUUAUGACAAGAAAUUGGUUACAAAACAUAAACGUUUAUUCGCGGAGGCGAUUGAUAUCGUUAAAGGAAAAUAUACUAAACAUUACGACGACUAUAACGAGUCAAUUGAGAGAGACUUUUGCGAUGCACUCAUCAGUGCUAAGAAUGACGCCCUCAGAGACGGCAAA